This is a messenger RNA of Contarinia nasturtii (swede midge), 1342 nucleotides long. Its product is annotated as thymidylate kinase-like. The record is from RefSeq and is a predicted model, not a curated record. The transcript has 3 exons. Gene Ontology annotation, cellular component: cytosol; mitochondrion; cytoplasm. The coding region runs from base 155 to 943 and encodes 262 amino acids. Gene Ontology annotation, biological process: dTTP biosynthetic process; dUDP biosynthetic process; dTDP biosynthetic process. Lineage: Eukaryota; Metazoa; Arthropoda; Insecta; Diptera; Cecidomyiidae. Gene Ontology annotation, molecular function: ATP binding; dTMP kinase activity.
AAUAUGUUGUCGAAUGAAGUGAAAAAAAAUGAUCGUUCUUCGUAUAAAGAAGUUAGAUAAUUUUGUCAAAUAAAUUUAAAAAAAAAGGUAAUACAGACAGCUGAAUCGCUGAAUGUAAAAAGUUGAAUAUGACGGGUAAAAUUGGCGGCAAAACAUGACGGCUUCACAAAUACUAUCUUCAUCGUCUCGAUUCGUGAGCUGUUUUGUUCAUACAACACGAAUAUUUCAACGAGAUAGGAAAUCAAUCGAAUUUUGUUCGCAUAUUAAUUUAAUAAUAAAUAAACAAUUUGCAUCAAACGCUAGCAAUAUGUGCAAAAAAAUACCAUUACGUGGAGCAUUGAUCGUUUUAGAAGGAUGUGAUCGAUCUGGUAAAACAACACAAUGCAAACAAUUAGUGAAAGCGCUAGUGGCAAAUGGACGACCAGCAAAAUACAUUAAUUUUCCGGAUCGUACGACCGAGUGCGGUGCACUGAUUAAUUCAUUUUUGACGAAUAAAAAAGAUUUCAAUGACGAAACCAUUCAUUUAUUAUUCACACUGAAUCGAUGGGAGGCCAAAAUGAAUAUGGAAAAAAUGCUACAGGACGGCGUCACACUCAUUGUUGACCGAUAUGCAUAUUCAGGUGUUGCAUUCAGUGCAGCUAAAGGAUUGGAUAUUGAAUGGUGCAAAGCUCCCGAAACUGGACUUAUAAAACCCGAUUUGGUUUUAUUGCUAACUAUGACUGCAUCGGCCAUUUCAAAACGUGGUGGAUUUGGCGAUGAACGGUACGAAGUACCUGAAUUCCAACAACGUGUCAUGAAAGUAUAUGAUGAACUCAAAGACGACAGCUAUUGGAAAGAUAUUGACGCUGACAAAUCAUUCAAUGACUUGCAUGAAGAACUAUUGUCACACUGCAAUCAAGCCAUUGACAAUAUUUCAAAUGAAAUAAUGGACAAACUAUGGUGAUCACCGUAACUUGUGUUCAAGUGACGAAACAAAAUGUAAAAUUAAUACAAUUAUAUUAAUUUAUAUUAUAAAAAAAAGUGUUGAAUAGAAACCAUUUAUUGAAUAUUGUUUUGUAAGAAAUGAACAGAUGAAAAAUGUUAAAACAUGAACUUAUGAAAGAAAAAAAUUGUUAAAAUUAGGAUAGUAAUUUAAUUAACAUUAAGUGCAUAGUAUAAGUCAUCGACUGUUGCAUUUAGAAUGAUCUUUUGAUAUAGACCGGUUGAACUAUCCUCUGCAAUCAGUAGACGAUUGGCUGCCAAUGCCAUACAAAUAAUCAUUGCUUGGUCUAUAAUAUAAAAAAUGAUGUAUGAAUAAAUGUGAAUGACAAUAAUAAUAAUAAUAAAGUACAAAAGAGACAAA